Molecule: messenger RNA, 1767 nt
Organism: Clonostachys rhizophaga
Lineage: Eukaryota; Fungi; Ascomycota; Sordariomycetes; Hypocreales; Bionectriaceae
Source: the annotation of a GenBank genome assembly
AUGGCGUCUCUAGCUGCUCUGCUGCUCUCGGAGCCGCUGGUGGCGGUGGGCAUCGUCGCUCUCGCGGCAGGCUUGUUGUACUCUCUCUAUCUCUCCCUCCUCCCGAAACCUCUGCCUGGAAUUCCGUAUAAUCCAGAAGCCGCCUCCUCCCUUCUUGGAGACCUUCCUGCCAUGCUGCGAGAUGAGAACGGUCCUAUGGAUUGGAUACUUGAUCAAAGUCGGCGCCAUUCGGGACCCAUCUGCCAAGUAUUCCUGCGGCCUUUCUCCAAGCCCUUUGUCCUCAUCUCGGACUAUCGGGAGGCCCAGGACAUCAUGCUGCGUCGUAAGGAAUGGGACCGUUCCGAUUACACCAUCGAGAUCUUCAGCGGACAGGCUCCGGGUCAUCAUAUCAAUCAAAAGACCGGUCCCGUGUGGAAGGCCCACCGCCGCCUGUUGCAGGAUCUCAUGCUGCCUGGCUUCCUCAAGGACGUGGCCGCUCCCAACAUCUACGCAAGCACGCUCAACCUUGUACGGCUGUGGUCCAACAAGGAGCGCCUCGCCCGCGGACGACCUUUUUCUGCCGAGAAUGAUAUCUUCUAUGCCGCGCUGGACUCGGUAUUGGAAUUCAGCUUCGGACAAGCAUUCCCACACCGCGCUGUGCCGCCACAGCUACGGCAAGUGGAGACGAUGACGGCUUAUGAUGUCGCAUCGACAACGGCAUCGACCACGGAACAGGGCGUCGUCGAGUUUGUACGCGGGCCAUUGCACGAGACCAUCCAGGCCACUCUGCAUGCUUCCAACACCACUGGCGAGUUGAUGGACAGCCCGUGUCCCCGGCUCCAUUGGUGGUUCAAGAGUAAGAUGCCUUCCGAGGCAAGGCAUAUCCGCAUUCGCAACGCGUUUCUCAAGGAGCAGGUGGACAUGGCGCAGGAACGCCUCAACAUGGAGACCAAUCUGCACGACGAGCGCUGGGUGAAGUCAGCUGUAGAUCUCAUGAUGAUGAGGGAGAGGAUCUCUGCACAAAAGGAAGGCCGCCAGCCAGUCUACUGGUCCCCGGCGAUCCGAGACGAGAUCAUCGGGUUCGUUGUUGCAGGUCAUGAUACCUCAAGCACAACAAUGCUUUGGGGCCUCAAGUUUCUCUCAGACAAUCAGCUCGCCCAGGACAGGCUGCGAGCCGCGCUCCAUCAGGCGCACUGGGCAGCCGCUGCUGAAGGUCGUAUUCCAACAGCCCAUGAAAUCACGAGCACACACAUCCCGUACCUCAACGCCGUCAUCGAAGAGAUACUUCGGCUGGCAAACACGCUGCCCAUUCUUGAUCGCCAGACCAACACCGACACGACUCUUUUCGGCCACCACAUCCCAAAGGAUACGAUUCUCUUGAUGCUGAAUCGUGGGCCAUCCUUUACCGAGCCAGGCUUCCAGGUGGAUGAGCGCCUGCGCAGUGCAUCAUGCCAAACUUCGAAGUCCCCCGUUGGCCUGCGCCAGUGGAGUCCCGAUGGCAUGGAUAAAUUCAUGCCAGAGCGUUGGCUGAGGACGGAGCCGGAUGGCAGUCUGACAUUUGACUCGACUUCCGGGCCAUCUCUGCCAUUUGGUCUGGGCACCCGCGGAUGCUUCGGCCGCCGUCUUGGCUACAUGGAGCUGCGCAUCAUGGUGACGCUCCUUGUAUGGGAAUUCAAGAUGGGCCAAUGCAGCUCGGAGCUUUCGGGGUACGGAGCUAUCGAGGCACUGACGCAUAAGCCGAAACAGUGCUAUGUGAAACUCGAGAAGCUGGAAGGACCCAGAAGCUGA